Cucurbita pepo subsp. pepo (vegetable marrow) is the source of this 1124-nucleotide messenger RNA. Its product is annotated as PLASMODESMATA CALLOSE-BINDING PROTEIN 3. Lineage: Eukaryota; Viridiplantae; Streptophyta; Magnoliopsida; Cucurbitales; Cucurbitaceae. The record is from RefSeq and is a predicted model, not a curated record.
AUGAAGAAAAAUAAAAAAUAAAAGGAUUGCAAAAGCAAAAGGACGUGGCGGUGAGCAAAGUAGUGGGUGGAUUUAGUUCAUUACUUUAAGCAAUAUUUAUGAUGCCAAAGCAAAAGGAAAGUAAAGGAAAAGAAAAGAAACUAAAAGCUCACAUUCCAUCGUCAUUGCCACUAUUGUUGGGCAUGCACCAAGUUAAGCUUAAAUAAGCUUUCAUACAUUUAUUCCACCACUCCCAACUCUGCUUCCCAUUUUCAUUUGUAUGUCCACAAACAAAGACAAACGAAACAGGUUGAUUCAGCUCCAACUUCUCUGCCAUGCCACCUACUUUGGCUCUCUCAGUGCUCCUUCUGGCGGCCAUGGCUGGCCACUCAAGUGGGACGUGGUGCGUUUGCAAGGACGGGGUGGGCGACACGACGCUGCAGAAGGCGCUGGACUAUGCGUGCGGGGCGGGGGCUGACUGCAACCCUAUUCGCCAAAAUGCAGCUUGUUUCCUUCCAAACACUGUCAGGGCUCACUGUUCUUAUGCUGUUAAUAGCUACUUUCAAAAGAAGGGCCAAACUCAAGGCUCUUGUGAUUUUGGUGGUGUUGCUACCAUCUCCACAACCGACCCUAGCGCUUCUGGCUGUUCCUACCCUUCAACCGCCGGUGGCGGCGGCGGAUCCACUCCGGUGACCAUGACUCCGACACCACCGGGGGCAACAACAGUACCCGGAAUGACGUCACCUGUCGCAAGGUCACCACCAACUACCACUACUACAAAUCCCCUUCCCAACACUGCAUCACCCACGGGGGUUUUGGGCGGCGCUGGCACCGGUGUCAGCCCCACCGGAGCCGGAACCACCACUACUGACGAGAGCGACGGCGGUUUCCGACUCCAACGUCACAUAGUCUUCUCUCUCUCAACCGUCUUCUUAUUUAGCUUCAUGGUUUGGUGGGACUAAAUAAAUGGAAGUACUUUAUUUAGCUAGUUUGUAAGAGAGUUGUAAGAGCUUAUGGUUUGUUUCUUCUGCUUUGGAUGUGGUUAGUAGUUGAUUAAUUAUCAUUUAAGCAGCCUUCUUAUAAGGCCUUGGAUUUCCAUUUUCCUUCACAUAUAUUAAUAUAUUAUAUAAUAUAUCCAAGAUUAA